AUGGCUUCACGAUAUGAUUGUUAUGCCCUCGAGCAUUUCAUGAGGCUGUUACUCAUGUUUCAGGCUAUUCUGGGGUGGUUCCCGCUCGUCAAUGCUUCGGCAGGUCUUCCUGGAGCUUCAGCCUAUGUCGCUGCCGCCGGGUUUCCCACUUCGGCGUUCUCUUCCUACUAUGAAUCCCCGGCUCUGCCGACCAGACAGCCUCAACCUAUCAUUUAUGAUCCAGUGCUCGAUAUCACCUUCCCUUAUGAGCUGACAACCCCCGAUAUCAUCCCUGAAAGCUCAGACGAGGUUUAUUUCCCGGUUCCAAAGAAAAGGUUGACUUGGGAGGAGAAAGAUGAGUUGAUCGAUGCCGUUGUCACUAACGUGACUGCGAUCAUCAAAUCAACUGAAAAGAGCAGCACUUGCUCUAAAUGCAAGGAGGCACUGGGCUCCGCCAAGCUUGCGGCAUCGUAUGCUCCUCUCCUGGUACCAGAUGCCAUGACCAGUUUGUGCAAAACCUUCGAGUUUUACACGAAUGAGACUUGUGAUGAGAACUUCCUGGAUCAAGCUUUCGGUGCAAUUUGGACCCAGGUACUCGCUCUUGCCGAUGUGUCAGGCCAGGAUGGUGACUACAUCUGCCAUACGCUCAAGAGCGACUUUUGUCCUGAGCCCCCACCUCGUCCAUUGGAUACAUCCGAGCUGUUCCCUAAGCCCAGGCCCGAUCAUGUUCAAGUUCCCGAGGCAAGUGGCACGCGUUUGAAAGUGCUUCACAUGUCCGACUUCCAUCUGGAUCCUCGAUAUGCAGUCAGCGCGGAAGCAAACUGCACUUCUGGGUUGUGCUGUCGUUCGGACAACUUCAAUACUCAGUCAAAUCAGAGCGAUGCUCUUCUUCCUGCUUCGCCUUAUGGGUACUUCCUAUGCGAUACCCCGUACGAUCUGGCCUUGGCAGCUUUGCAGGCUGUUGGUCCCCUGACCGGUACUAGCAAGGGUGCUUGUGGUGGAUCACUGGCAUGGACUAUUUACACUGGCGAUCUUGCCUCGCACGACCCCGAGCUUCAGAUGUCCCGAGACUACAUUGAAUACGCAGAGACCAGUGUUUUUGACCUGCUCAAGCAAUAUCUCUCGGGGCCCGUUUUCUGUGCGUUGGGGAAUCAUGACUCUAGUCCUGCAAGUAUUGAUGCCCCACACAGAUUUCCUGGGCGAUUGGGUGAACAGAUGAGUUGGAAUUUCAACCACUUGUCUGCCUUGUGGCAACAUGAGGGUUGGAUCAGUCGCGAGACUGCAGAGGAAGCACGAACGCACUAUGGAGGUUACUCAGUCAAGACCCACCAUGGACUCCGCAUCAUUGCCUUCAACACCGACUUCUGGUACAAGAAAAACUUUCUGAACCUGGUCAACACUACCGAGCCCGACAACUCAGGCGUCUUCUCAUGGAUGAUCGAAGAGCUCCAGAAGGCCGAGGACCGUAGUGAGCGAGUCUGGCUCGUCGGUCAUGUCCCUAGUGGCUGGGACGGUUACAACCCGCUGCCCGAUCCUACUAACCUCUUCUAUCAGAUCGUGGGCCGGUACUCGCCGCAUGUGAUUGCCGAAAUCUUCUUCGGUCACAAUCACGAGGACCAAUUUAUGAUCUAUUAUGCAAACAACGGCACAGUCCAGAAUGCAGAGACUGCUCUCGUGACCGGAUGGGUCGGUCCCAGUAUAACACCUCUCACGAAUGUGAACAGCGCAUUCCGGAUGUAUGAGGUUGACUCGGGCAACUUCAACGUCUACGAAGCAUAUACGUUCUUCAGCAACGUGUCUGAGUAUUCCGGUCUCCGCGACAAUGGGCCCACUUUCCAGCUUGAGUACUCUACUCGUGAGACUUAUGGGCCGGCUGCUGGAUGGGACAAGGAUGAUCCUUUGAACGCGACUUUCUGGCACCGUGUGACCGAGGCAAUGGAGAAAGAUCGAGAGCUCGUCACUUUGCAGAAUCAUCUGCAGGGUAGGAAAAGUGUGAAGUCUCCCAUCUGCGAUACGGCCGAAUGUCAGAAGGCCAAGAUCUGCUACAUGCGCAGUGGCAGUACUGCAUUGGGCUAUCAGUGUCCUCAAGGGUAUGGUUCUGUCCAGAGCCCUUUCAAGAAGCACUGA
This is a messenger RNA of Penicillium atrosanguineum, 2106 nucleotides long. RefSeq names its product PPN1 endopolyphosphatase family protein. The coding region runs from base 1 to 2106 and encodes 701 amino acids. Lineage: Eukaryota; Fungi; Ascomycota; Eurotiomycetes; Eurotiales; Aspergillaceae. The record is from RefSeq and is a predicted model, not a curated record. Gene Ontology annotation, biological process: sphingomyelin catabolic process. The transcript has 4 exons. Gene Ontology annotation, molecular function: sphingomyelin phosphodiesterase activity.